This is a messenger RNA of Anopheles coustani, 1138 nucleotides long. RefSeq lists its product as uncharacterized. The transcript is spliced from 2 exons. Bases 70 to 1104 code for a protein of 344 amino acids. Gene Ontology annotation, cellular component: nucleus. Gene Ontology annotation, molecular function: zinc ion binding. Lineage: Eukaryota; Metazoa; Arthropoda; Insecta; Diptera; Culicidae. The record is from RefSeq and is a predicted model, not a curated record.
AUUCAGGAAGAUUAGUCUAGGUAUUUAAAAACAAACGAAUUCGAAGACAGUCAGUGGUAGCCGGAAAACAUGAAUUCCAUGUGUCGUUUAUGUUUAUGUUCAGUGGGAAAGAAAAACGAAUUCUCUGCUUCUCUCACAGACGAUGGUUUUGACAAAAUGCUUAAAACCGUGUUCCGUUUUCCGCUUCCGACGGUACAAACAAUCUCCGGUAAAAACUGUAACUUACCAUUAACGGUGUGUCCACCAUGUUCCACUACCGUCCGAAAUUUUUAUAGUUUCACCAAGCUGACGGAAGCCAGCCAGGAAAAGCUGCAAGCAAAAUAUAUGGUUAAAGGUGCUAGCUCAUCGCUCGAUGAGCCCCUACAGUACAUAAAAGCGGAACCAGAUGUUGAUGUCGAUGCUAGAGACGUCAACGAUGCCAACACUCUGCCACUGUUCUUGUCGGAUGAUGUUGCCACGGAUAGCGAUAAUGAAUCAAAGCUAUUGGCAGGUAAAAGUAAUGACGGGGAUAACAGGUUUUCAUUUAGUUCAGCCAUCCAAGCAACGCAAGACUGUACUGAAGACAAUAAUUCCUCUGUUUGCGUUAUUAAGGAGGAAUGCGGUAUUAGGAUUACAAAAGUGGAAAAACGUGUAAGCCUAGUUUCAACAAAAAUGGAAAUGCUUCUUAACAGUAUAGGAACUAUACGCAAAAGGUCCCACUUGAGUCGGUUUCAUAGAGCAUCCUUUGAGUUUUCUGCAGUUAACUCAAAAGCUGAGUUUGAAUCCUUGAACAAUCAGUUAGGCAAAAAAGAGUACAAGGAAAAAGUUCCAGGUUGGCUCGACGCCAAUAUCACAGCUGUUGACAGUGAAAAUCGCAUGCAUCAAGCGAGAGAUUUGGUUUUUACUAAAACAUUUUUCAAUGAAUGUACUUGGACUGGUAAAAACGAUAAAAUCCCAAUGGUUAAGUAUAGGAAUGUACUUGAUUUAUUCAGAUUAAUUGGGAAUACAAAUAAUUGCAGCAUCGACCAACAAACUCUUCAACUAUUUUUCGUUAAAAAACUUCGUUAUUCAAAGUACAGACUCAACUUAAAAGGUCUUCGUAAAUCAACUUGUCAUCGUCGAUGAAAAAAAAAAAAACAGAACUUGAUUGUUGCUUGAA